This is a messenger RNA of Folsomia candida, 1478 nucleotides long. RefSeq names its product neurogenic differentiation factor 1. The record is from RefSeq and is a predicted model, not a curated record. Lineage: Eukaryota; Metazoa; Arthropoda; Collembola; Entomobryomorpha; Isotomidae. Gene Ontology annotation, molecular function: protein dimerization activity. The coding region runs from base 809 to 1429 and encodes 206 amino acids. The transcript has 2 exons.
GAGUGCCUACAUAUGUAAAAGUUACGUUGGGUUGAACAUUAUCCGAAUACACGCAUCUGUAUUGAUCUCAAAGUGGCAUUUUUCUGAUUACCCACGAACUUUCCAAACCAAUGAUAUAAAAUAGAUUUAGGGGAGAGACUCUACCCGGAACUGUACGAUACAUGUAGGCUCAGGUGUACGACACUCACUCAAUUAAACAGGCAGAAGAGACAAACCCGACCGAGGAAGCAUCAUAAUUGUCAGAGUGUGUUCGAGUGAGGAGGGAGAAUUGUUAAAUUGCUUGGAAAUCCGGGCAUGAGCUCCCUUAUCAGCAUCAGCAAAUAUCUGCUCAUGUUGACUCAAAAAAUCAUCUCAUGCAAAUAAAUGCUAAUUGUCCACUAAUGUCAUAAAUCUUUUGAGCAUGUUUAGUGUAGGCGUUACCGACGAUAAAAUGGACGAGUAUGUGUCCAUCAAUAACUUUCACCCUGUCUUCCCUCUUGGCGUAUGUAAAUUGUCAUUCUUUCUCCAGAAAUGCUCAUGAGCUGACCAUUUUUUUUAUUCGCAAUAAUUUGAAAAAUAUUAUCCACACUAACAAUUUCAUAGUUCAAGAAUUUUAUAAUUUAAUUUAAUAUUGAAAAAUGGUGAAAUCCAAAGUACGAAGACACAAAGCCAACGCUAGGGAAAGGAAUCGGAUGCACGGACUGAAUCAAGGUAGCUUAAUUUUGGUAGCUUUUGUUUGGUGACGUCGUUUUUUGGCGUUCUAUUUCUUGUACCCAGAGAAAAAACAAAAGCCACCAAAAUUAAUCUAGAUAUGUUUAUUUGAAUUUUGAUGCGUACAGCUCUCGACAAUUUACGACAGCAUGUGCCCAUCACAUCAAGGAAUCAGAAGCUCUCCAAAAUUGAGACCCUGCGGUUAGCACGAAACUACAUUGGAACUCUGGGAACGAUUCUGGUGCAGAAUGAUGAAAAGAUAAUGCAGCCAAAGCAGAUGGCAUUCUCUUUGUCCCGAGGCUUGUCCCAAGGAACGUCAAACUUGAUUGCUGGGUUCUUGCACCUCAACCCACGUAGUAAUAGUGUCAAUAAUAAUGGUUUAGGUCAGCCGUCCACAAGUCUCAGCCCAUCUCCAGUAGGGGAUUCGUUCAGCAAGCCUGGACCAUGCGCCUUCUUUGAGCCGAAUGGCCUCCUCCGCGACUACAAUGUCCACCUUGAGAUGACGACGACAACAAACCACAAUUCUACCCAUCUUGGGAUGACGUCAAGUGGUGCAAAUUCACAGCCAUACUUCCCAGAAGGUCAAUCCACCAUAAAUCAGAAUCAGGAUUUUGGAAUUCAUAAUGGGAUCAAUUCUGAGGUGUAUCAUCAGCAUUACCACCACCAGAAUUUCUGUACUUAUCCACAACAAAGUUGUCGCCCGUCUGUUCCAUAUGAAAAUACGUGCUUUGACAUUUAAUUUGAUUAUUGUAUAUUUUUACUAGUACGAAUUAAAUUAUUAAAGUUUA